Molecule: messenger RNA, 552 nt
Organism: Penicillium antarcticum
Lineage: Eukaryota; Fungi; Ascomycota; Eurotiomycetes; Eurotiales; Aspergillaceae
Exons: 2
Coding region: 1-552 (183 amino acids)
Cellular component (GO): mitochondrion
Molecular function (GO): carbon-nitrogen ligase activity, with glutamine as amido-N-donor
Source: RefSeq, a predicted model, not a curated record
AUGUUUCAAUCACUUCGAGUUUCUGCGCGUAUUCCUGCUCGUCUGGUACGAUGGAAUUCUACUGCCACUCCGGUUCUACCGCCAUUGAUGGCUACCUUGCGGACUGAUCUUAAAACUGCCAUGAGAGCAAAGGAUACCACUAGACUGAAUGUGCUUCGCGCUUUGAUUUCGGAGACCAACAAUGCCGCCAAAACCUCCUCCCCCAUUCAGACCGAUAUCCAACUCUUGUCGCUCAUUCGGAAACGCUUGAAUGCGACCAAGGAUGCGGCCAAGGAGUUUGAAGCUGCUGAGCGCCCCGACUUGAAGGAAAAGGAGGAUGCACAAGCUGUCGUGUUGGAGGAAUACGCUGGUCAGGUCGUGACAGUGCCGACUGCCGAGAUCACCGAGGCGAUUGUCAAUCAGAUCAACGCAUUGAAAGCCGCCGGCGAAAAGGUCAACCCCGGGCUCCUCUUCAAAGCUCUGUUUGCCCAAGACGGACCCUUGACUGGCAAGCCAGUCGACCGCAAAGAGGUGGGUGCUGAGAUCCAGAAGGCACUUAAAGAACUCUCUUGA